Messenger RNA from Lasiodiplodia theobromae, 1152 nucleotides. RefSeq names its product WD repeat containing protein. The record is from RefSeq and is a predicted model, not a curated record. The transcript is spliced from 4 exons. Gene Ontology annotation, molecular function: protein binding. The coding region runs from base 1 to 1152 and encodes 383 amino acids. NCBI's taxonomy places the organism in Eukaryota, Fungi, Ascomycota, Dothideomycetes, Botryosphaeriales, Botryosphaeriaceae.
AUGAGGACCGCAAAGCUGGUCGCCGAAAGUGACCUGUCGCUCCCAAAAGACUCAUACAUAUACUCUCUGAGGCAAACAAACUCGUUUCUCACAGCCUUGUCAUCCGAUAACUCGAUACGCACAUUUGACCCCAAGACCCUACAACUACUCCCUGGUGGAGUUAUAGGCAGUGCCCACUCGAGUGUCACCUGCCUGGAGACGUACAGUGAGGAUGGAAAUGUCCUGGCCACCGCUGGCCGAGAUGGCCUGGUCAAAUGCUGGGACCGCCGCACCAAGAAAGCUGUUAUGGAGUUUCGCGUCCCAAAACCACAAGGUCUGUCCGCCCUCGAAGUAAGCUCUGCCCACCACGCCAUCAUUGCCGGUACUGAGCUCGAGGACCGCGGGCCGGGCGACUCCUUCAUCUAUGCCUGGGACGCACGCAACGCCUCCGCUCCGCGUCUCACUCUGCCCGAGAGCCACACCGAUACCAUCACCGAGCUCUCGCUGCAUCCAACGAACCCGUCCACCCUCCUUUCGGCCAGCACCGACGGCCUGGUCAGCAUCUUCGACCUGACGCAGAACGACGAGGACGACGCCUUACGCCAGGUCAUCAACCACCGGUCUGCCGUGCACCACGCCGGCUUCGCCUCGCCUACCGAUGUCUACGUCUUCGGCACUGACGAGACAUUGGCUUUCUACCAGUACCAGGAUUCCGACGACCCGAGCCCAGAGCUAACGCCAGUCAAGAUUGGCGAUGUGAGGGAGAAGUUGACUUGCGAGUACGUCGUCAACGUCUAUCGCAGCGCCGGAUCGAACGUCGUUGUUGCUGGCAAUCACAGCGAGCAACGACUGGAUCUCCUCCCUCUCCACAACCCCCCAUCCGGGAAGCCGCUUGACUACUCCUGCUCUCUGGAAGAUUGCCUCCGCCUUCCGGGUGCCCAUGGAGAGGAGAUCGUCCGCGACGUCUUCAUCGAUUCUCAGUCAUCCACGAUAUACACAUGCGGCGAAGAUGGAAAAGUCCGCUCCUGGCGCGCCGAAGGCUUCGGUGGCGAGCAGGCCGAAGCUGAAGAAGAAGAGGUAGAGGAGAAAAAAUCCGCCAAGGAAAAGAAGCAUAAGGACAAGCAUAAGAAGAAAGACAAGGACAAGGGCAAGGACAGGUACAAACCUUACUAA